CUUUUUGUUUUUCUGUCCCAGAUCCUGAAGCGUGGUUGCCAUGUGAACGACCGUGAUGGUUUGACGGACAUGACGCUGCUUCACUACAGCUGCAAGGCCGGAGCACACGGAGUCGGCGACCCGGCGGCCGCGCUGCGUCUCAGCAGCCAGCUGAUCGCGCUGGGCGCCGACGUGAGUCUGAGGAGCCGCUGGACCAACAUGAACGCUCUGCACUACGCCGCGUACUUCGACGUCCCGGAACUGAUCCGGGUCCUGCUCAAAGGCACCAAACCCAGAGUGUUGAACUCCACCUGCAGUGAUUUCCACUACGGCACGGCGCUCCACAUCGCGGCCUCCAACCUCUGUCUGGGAGCCGUCAAAUGUCUGCUCGAGCACGGGGCCAGCCCCAUCGUCCGGAACGAUAAGGGCCAGGUCCCGGGCGAGGUGGUUCCCGACCCGAUGGACAUGAGCCUGGACAAGGCGGAGGCCGCCAUGGUGGCCAAGGAGCUGAAGCAGCUGCUGCUGGACGCCGUCCCUCUGAGCUGCAACCUUCCCAGAGCCACGCUGCCCAACUACGACAACAUCCCCGGCAACCUGAUGCUGACCUCCCUGGGGCUGAAGCUCGGCGAGCGCGUGAUGGUGGACGAGAUGAAGCUCCAGAGAGACCAGAGCGGAGAUGACAGCCCGGCUGCAAAGCUCCAACAGCCCGGCACUCUGAGGUUUUGCGGGACCACCGAGUUCGCCAGCGGCCAGUGGGUCGGCGUGGAGCUGGACGAGCCCGAGGGGAAGAACGACGGCAGCGUGGGCGGCGUCCGCUACUUCAUCUGCCCUCCGAAGCUAGGGAUCUUCGCCCCGGUGUCGAAGAUCUCCAAAGCUGUGGAUCAGGCGCCUUCAUCCGUUACCUCGACCCCCCGAACCCCCCGCAUGGACCUGGCGUCCCGCCUCGCCGGAAAGACCAAGAAGGAGAAAGAGAAGAAAGAGAAGCAGAGAGAGAAAGCUCAAAAGAAGAAGAUGUCGGUCGGCAGUCUGGACCCGGAAGGGAUGAACGUGGAAGUCGGAGACCAGGUUCUGGUGGCCGGGCAGAAACACGGCAUCGUCCGCUUCUACGGAAAGACCGACUUUGCUCCAGGGUACUGGUUUGGGAUCGAGUUGGACCAGGCGACGGGGAAACACGAUGGCUCGGUGUUUGGAGUCCGCUACUUCAGCUGCCUGCCCAAAUAUGGAGUGUUUGCUCCGCCGUCCCGGGUUCAGAGAAUCGGAGGCCCUAAAGAAGGCACUCAGAACAACAGCUCCAUGGUGAAGAAAGUCCACCAAGUCACCAUGUCCCAGCCGAAGCGGAACUUCAACGCCAAGCGUUCGCCUAAAGACCUGACGUCCGAGAGCUCCAUAUCCAGGUGAGAACGCGCCGUCUGCUGUCAGGGUGCAAUCACACAGCUGAUCACAUCACGUCCCUCGGGUCAAACUGACCCGGGGGACUUAUUCGGGGUUUUAAAAACAAUUCUGUAAUCAAAUCUUACUUCAUAAUCUAUCAACAAAUAUUGUCUUUAUCUCCAUUUCCAACAGC
Etheostoma spectabile (orangethroat darter) is the source of this 1543-nucleotide messenger RNA. RefSeq names its product CAP-GLY domain containing linker protein 3 (gene clip3). Gene Ontology annotation, biological process: cytoplasmic microtubule organization. NCBI's taxonomy places the organism in Eukaryota, Metazoa, Chordata, Actinopteri, Perciformes, Percidae. The record is from RefSeq and is a predicted model, not a curated record. Gene Ontology annotation, cellular component: microtubule plus-end; cell cortex; nucleus. The transcript has 11 exons. Gene Ontology annotation, molecular function: microtubule plus-end binding. The annotation marks the transcript as partial.